GAAACCCUAUCCACCAAAUCAGUCGGCUGUGCCGCUUGACGACGACGUCGAAGCCCUAAAUCACUCUCAAUUUUCACCCCCUCUCGGAUCGCCGAUUCCAAUUUUCAUUCAACCACUGGACAAGGAUGGGGGACUAUGGCGACGCCAUGAUGCGGAACCAGAACGCUGCCGUUCAGGCCCGCACCAAGGCACAGAACCGCGCCAAUGUUAUGCAACUCAAAUUGAUUGGUCAGAGUCAUCCAACUGGUUUAACGGCUAAUCUUCUGAAACUGUUUGAGCCCCGCCCACCUUUAGAAUACAAACCACCACCUGAGAAGAGGAAAUGCCCACCAUAUUCAGGAAUAGCACAAUUUGUUAAUAAUUUUGCUGAGCCUGGUGAUCCUCAAUAUGCUCCUCCGGUGCAGAAGGGUGAGACUCCGACAGAAAGAAGGGCUAGGAUUCACCAACUACGGUUGGAGGAGGGAGCCAAGAAGGCAGCAGAGGAGCUUGAGAAAUAUGAUCCAAGUAAUGAUCCAAAUAUCUCUGGAGAUCCAUACAAGACGUUGUUUGUGGCUAGGCUUAAUUAUGAGACAACUGAAAGCAGAGUUAAAAGAGAGUUUGAAGCUUAUGGUCCUAUCAAGCGGGUUCGUUUGGUCACGGAUAAAGAGUCAAACAAGCCUAGAGGCUAUGCCUUCAUUGAAUAUGUGCAUACAAGAGACAUGAAAGCUGCAUAUAAACAAGCUGAUGGGAAAAAGAUUGAUAACCGGAGGGUGCUUGUGGAUGUUGAGCGUGGCAGAACUGUCCCAUAUUGGCGACCUCGCAGGCUUGGUGGUGGACUAGGGUCAACUCGAACUGGCGCUGAAGAUGCCAACCAGAGGCCUCCAGGGAGAGAGCAAGUGCAGUCUGGAGGAAUAUCUCGAUCUGAGGAGCCAAGGGGUGAAAGAGAUAGAAACAGGGAGAAGUCCCGAGAAAGGCCGAGGGAGAGAGAGAGAGAAAGAUCUCGUGAGCUGUCUCGUGAAAUAUCAAAGGAACGUGAUCAUAGGGAAGAUAGGCACCAUAGAGAUCGUGACAAAACCAAAGAGAGGGAGCGGGAGAGAGACCGUGGCAGUGGUAGAGACCGUGGCAGUGGCAGGGACCGUGAAAGAGACCGAACACGGGACCGUGAUAGGAGUGAUAGGGGUCGAGAUCGGGACCGCGGCCAUGACCGAGAUCGGGAUAGGGAGCGUGACCACGACCGUCAUCGUGAGAGGGACAGGGAAAAGUCAAAGGACUAUGAAAUCGGGGAGGAUCAGGAUCGUGGCCGUUCGCGUGACAGAGAGUACGAGUAUGAACAUUCUGAUUCGAAGCAUGAGAGGGGGGAAAGAGAAAGGAACUAUGGUGUUGUAGAUGCAGAAGAUAGUCGUGGGUGGCCUGAUCAGUCCGAGCAUGGACAUGGGCGUCCAGAAACUGAUCAUGAUCGUGGGCAUUAUGACUAUUAUGGAAAUCAAGGUCGGGGGCAAUAUGACAAUCCUGAAAAGCCGGGGGAUUAUGAUCGUUACAGAGAAUAUGACCGUGAUAAGGAUCACUAUGAUCAAAUGGACGAUGAUGGUUAUGCUUAUGACCGUGCUGCAUCUGAGCCACAAGACAGAGAUUACUGCCGCUCUGAUAGAUCUCUUUCCCGUGAAUACGAGUAUUGAGACUCAUGACCAACCCAAGUAUGCAAAUGCCCACAUGACAAUGUGACAGAUCUCAUAAUACAUGUUUCUCUUGGUUGUCAGUUGGAAUUCUUAGACCAGAUUGUUUUACUAUCGUAUAAUGGUGGAUUGCGUAAUAUUUCGUAUGCUUUUCAUAUCUGGAACUUUUGAAUUUAUUUUGUCAUGUUCAAGUUGGGCUGGAUUUCCCAGAAAACUCGUUUCUAGACUUUUGAUGUGAUUUCUGCUGUUGUAUUUGACUUUGGAUCUUUUGAACUUUAUUCGAUAUGCUUGUUGUUAUUUUUA
Salvia hispanica is the source of this 1955-nucleotide messenger RNA. It is a transcript of the gene U1-70K, whose product is annotated as U1 small nuclear ribonucleoprotein-70K. NCBI's taxonomy places the organism in Eukaryota, Viridiplantae, Streptophyta, Magnoliopsida, Lamiales, Lamiaceae. Gene Ontology annotation, molecular function: mRNA binding; U1 snRNA binding. The record is from RefSeq and is a predicted model, not a curated record. Gene Ontology annotation, cellular component: U2-type prespliceosome; U1 snRNP; precatalytic spliceosome. Gene Ontology annotation, biological process: mRNA splicing, via spliceosome.